Malaya genurostris is the source of this 6373-nucleotide messenger RNA. RefSeq lists its product as uncharacterized. The coding region runs from base 254 to 1930 and encodes 558 amino acids. The record is from RefSeq and is a predicted model, not a curated record. NCBI's taxonomy places the organism in Eukaryota, Metazoa, Arthropoda, Insecta, Diptera, Culicidae. The transcript is spliced from 5 exons.
AUUUCCAUCAUCAGUACUUUUCGUACCGAUACAGUGUAAAACAAACUGGUUGCAAGCAUCCAGGCGCAGUUCAGCAUAGUGAAUUCGUUUUUUCUUAUUAGAUUUUAUAUUUACUACAAUUAUCACACAUUUUGUUUUUCUACAUUAAUACUGUAGUCGAAAAAGUCGCAGUGACAGUCGGAGGUGUAUAUAAAAGAAAGAAAAGUGGAUUACAAUACUUUCCUACUCCAGCAUAUAUGAAAGAGGAUUAUGAAUGUGGACUAAAUCAAUUAAUAUCGAGGUGAUAGUAAUUUGCUUUCUAUCGAUCAUACCAUGGCCGGGUCCAAGUGUCUUCAAAAUAUCUUGCUCGCGAGACAGCUCCCGAGUGGUGCGCAAAAUUGUCCAGUCCAAAUGGCUGCCGAUAUUGGAAAAAUACCAGGUCCAGCUUCCCUUGGAGUGUCCAUUUCAUCCCUUGCGCGAUAUCUUCAGCCCUCAGCAGACCGCCAAACAGCAAAACCGUCCAAGCCAGUGGACCUGUGGAUUCUGUGGUAAAAGUUUCUUCGAAGAGAAACACCUGGACAUGCACUUUGAGGCCCGUCACAAAAGCAAAAUCAACGUGGCAGAGGAUGCUAUCUGUUUGGCGGAUUACUGUGACAUGAUGCGCUGCGAAGUACUGAUAGCGAAGGAUGCUACGCUUUCGUUCGGUGUAGACCCUAAUAUGAUGUCCACAGAUGUAGAGGUUUGGAGUGAAUCGACUGCCUAUCGGACAGCAUUAACCACAUCGGGACCAAGAGAUUUGGCCAAGGUGCCGGUGAAGAAAUCGUUUCUUCCAAAAAUAUUACAAACCAUUAAAAAUGAUUUGUUGAGUAAUCGGAAAACGCUGACAUCUGCACUAAGUGCAAAGGAGCGCCUAUCGAAUUGUGACGUAUCAGAACACCGAACACGUCGAGUGAGUAAGCAUCCCAGCGGUGCAGUUGAACACGAACGUAAAGCGUUGAAUAAAGCUGAAGACGUUGACGAGGAAGAUAACGAAGACGAGGAUGACGACGAUGAUGAAGAUGAUGAUGAAGAUGAUGAUGAAGAUAACGAUAAUGAUAGCAACACCACGUCACAGUGUGAACAAAAUCUCGUUGACUCCUCGUUACCACCAGUUGAUCGAAAACAACAGAAAUUAUCCGAAAUGCAACGAAUGAAAGCUAACUGUAAAUCAGAAGAGUUGGACCAGUUGAAGAAUCGUUGCGAAAUACUUGUGAGAGACUGUAUUGUUGGAUUGUUGGUGCAACUGUCCCUGGAGGAUUUUAAAAACAUGGAAGAGGAGAUGAAUCGAGCCGUCUGUUGGUACUUAACUUGUGAACGGUAUUGGGAAGAUGGGCCCUUGGAUCAGCGACCUUUCCCAUGGGGACUCGUAUUUGUAUUGGUGAUGGUGCUGUCCUUAGGAGUGUGCCUAUGUUACUACAUCAUCUGGAUUCUAUUUGACAGUGAAGAACAUAGUCCUAUGGGUAGUAAUCAAAUUACGGCGCAUCCUAGUCCAACCCACGGGCGACAUUAUCUACAGCCACAAUCGUCAAGCAUUUAUCAUCUCCAGGAUGGUGGUCAUUCGGCGACCAGCCUCAACAGCCUUGGGCAGGUAUCGAAUAUGAAUUUGGUAACGACGGGCGUUUCGAGCGGUACGGACCUACAGCACACACCUCAAAUUCAUGCCACACAAGUACCGUACGGUGAUGAAGGCGGCUACGGAUAUAGCGCGGCGGGAGGAUCGAAUGCCGUGGUGAACGAUGGAUCGUCCAUCGCUACCACCUCGAUUGGUGCCGGUGAAUUCAACGAAUUGGGCCAGAGCGAACAUUACAUCUACGUAACCUACCCGCCAGAACUGAAACGAAGACUACUAGAAAGGUAUGGAAGUGACAUCUACAUGCAACUUUUGCGGAAAGAUGCGUACGAAUACUAUUAGCGGUUGCCUUCGGUGUCGUAUUGUGUGCUGCCUCUUUUUCUCGUUUUCUAUAUUCUUGGUUUUAAACUUUUUUUUAACCAGUCGGUUUUAUGUAAAAUUUGUAUUCACGAACAACCCAAUUGUAGUACCUUUAGAUAGGCUCUAUAAUUCAUUGACCAGAUGGUACUCAAUACUUUUAGUAUACGUUGGUAUCUGGAAUAGUUCUUUUUCAAAAGCGUAUAGAAAUUAUUUUUAACAUUUACCUUAUGAUCUAAAAAGAAUCGGAAUUUUCAUUUUAAAAUUCCCGCGCUUGUCCAAUCGGUAAACUUUUAUUCUCUCAAUGUUGGCAACACUUUUAUACACAUUCUGUCAAAUUUUGACGCAUAUCGUACGAUUAGUUUUUGUUUGGCGUCUAUACAAAGAAGUUGAAAAAUUUUCGUGUGGCGAUUUUUAUAAUGGUUGAAAAUUUAAGAGAUGCCCAACAACACAGCAAUCUCUCCAAUCGGUACAGAACGAUUUUGCAAUACGAUUUGCUUCGCCGAUUCAAUGUUUUCCUCAGUAACAGAUGUUGUUGGGCGGCCAGGGAUCUCAUCAUGAUCCAAGCUUGUACGACCACCUUUGAAGCGUUUAUACCACUCGUAUGCCUGUGUUUUUCCUAGACACGAUUCACCAAAGGCCUUUUCUAACAUUUUCAACGUUUCGGAACACUUAAAUCCAUUUUCAACACAAAAUUUGAUGCACGCACGUUGUUCUAAAUUUUCAUCCAUUAUAAAAAUCGCCACACGAAAAUUUUUCAACUUCUUUGUAUAGACGCCAAACAAAAACUAAUGGUACGAUAUGCGUCAAAAUUUGACAGAAUGUGUUGCCAACAUUGAGAGAAUAAAAGUUUACCGAUUGGACAAGCGCGGGAAUUUUAAAAUGAAAAUUCCGGUUCUUUUUUGAUCAUAAGGUACAUGAUUUUUAAGUUUAUCAUGACAAAUACCGUAAACUUCGUGUUUUACACGUAGUUUGCAAAAUUUAAUUGAGAGCAUAGGAAUUGAAGCGAAGAAAAUAAAAACUCGACUCUUCGUCAUAUCACCAAUACAUAAAACACAUCAUCGAACCAGCACAGAUUUAUUUAACCGUAAAUUAUUGCAUCAGGAACCAGUCUAUCAAAAUCUUCUCGCUGUUAAUGCACGUCCAAGAAGUGAUAUAAGUUCAACUUCAACCAGUCGUACAAAGUAUCAUGUGUUUGUUUAGCGAUAUUUCAUUGAAAUGCCUUCUGGAUUGUGUUCAAAACAUCCCAGAAAAGUUCAGUCGCUAGCAGCAAUAUUGAGAACAUAUUCAUCCAAAACUGUCCAUUUUUGCCUUUUAAUUGCAUUUAUAAUUUCCUUUUAAUUUAUUUCUCGUUGGAAAGAGAUGAAAAUAAAAAACUUAAUUGAUGACGAUUUUUCCUCAUAACAUCAGAUCCAAAAAUAAUUCGAAAUUUUUGAGAAAAUACUUAAAAAUCAAAGUAUCUUCUGAUGAAUCACUCACCCUUAUUCAGUAUUUCGAUCGAUUCGCAAUAUUUCGAAGGGAGUGUAAAUUUUUAUAUUAUAUAUUUCGAUCGAAUGAUGGUUUUGUUUGGAAAACUUGAGCUUGAUCGAGACACAGAAUAUAAAAUUUCGCAUGCGAUCAAAAUUCAGAAUAAAAGUAGCUGGCUGUUUUUGCUUCGAAAACGCUGCGAAACACUCUAAUUUCGUUUUCGCUUGAUGCCAAACCUAAACCAGUUUCCACCCUAAUUGCUGUCAAACCGUUUGUUUGAAGCUAGUUUCGAACGUAGCUUUAACGUUGUUGAACUGAAAAUCGAGUCAGUUUCGAGCCUGGUUGUUAUAUGUUAUUAUAUGGUGUUUGUUUGAUGAAACUAUCAUGGGUCAGUUUCAGUUUUCUCAAGCGAAAACGACAUAAACCUCAGAGUAGGCCCGAUAACCAUUUGCAGUACUAAUUCAGUCUAUUUGCGUUGUGGGGACAUUUGGUUUAAAGCAUGUAAUUUUUCACUCAGUAACUUCAUUAUCUCAGGUGGAUGACCUCUGGUUUGGUGAUUUCAAACUGGUCUGAAAAUUUUUAUGAGCGAACUUUGGAUUCAAAAAAUAGAAAUAUAGGUUGUGGCACAGAAUAACUCUAAACAUGGUCGUGACAAGGUAGAUAAUGGGUCAUAAUAUGAGGACAAACAGCACGAUGUGAAAAUUACGUGCGCUAAUACGAGCAUCCUAAAAAGUUAAUAAAGUGCGAUAUUGCAUAACUUGUACAUUUUUGCGUUUGCCGAGAAAAAGAAAAAAAAACUAGAUAGUGUUUGGUUUAGAAACCUACCAAGGGUUUUUAAAUGAUUUUUUUUAACCUUAGUUGUUGGUGGUGUGAACGAGCCCGACUGAUCUGAAUUUCAGUUCAAUGGCUAGUUAAUACUAGUUUCAAGUCUGACAUCAAACUAACGUUUUGCCAGUAGUUAAAAUAGAAACUGUGAGUUGGGUUUGGCAUCAAGAGAAAACUGAUUUGAAAUCUCUUCAGACAUGUAGAAACAUAUUAUCGAAAAUUUUAAAAACUACAGAAGCAUAAUUUCUAGUCAACUCAAAGGGACAGCUAGAAAUAGCAGGACCAAACCCAUUUAACACGACGCUGAUGGAAGUCUAAUAAAAGUUUGCUAAAUUUCAGUUGAUGAAAUCAAAAAUCAUCAAUUCGCUCAGUAUUGUUAAAUUUGUACAUCGAGUUUUUCACCUAAUUAACUGUCCAAGGAUCGCAACAAACGUUAUUCUGACAAAUUGAUUGUAUAUCAAUCGUAAAAAUCGAUUCCAAUGUUGCAAUUGAUUUAACCUCCAUCGUCAGACUUUCAAGCAAGUGAAAUAGCAACUAUAGUUGCAGAAUUAAUGCAACCUCUUGUCUGACAUUUUCAUUGGAAAACAAUGUGCAAAAAUAUAAAACUACCUGUUGACAAGUGAUAAAAUUUGUUAGUUAUGUUAGAAUUGCAUGACCAGUAACAUUUAUAACUACCGUAGUGACAUUUUCCUGAUAAACUCAUCUCAGACUGUUUUAGAUAGUUAUACCUUGCAAUAUCGGCUAACUCAUCCCAUAGUUGUAUUUGUGUGGUAGUUACCUAGUUUGUACUUCUUGAACUACUUUUCAUUAUUUAUUAACAACAGUGAUUUCCCAAUUUCCUCUGUCGAUGUAUAGGAACUCAUCAUCUUUUCUAAGAAACUCCAAAUAGGUGGUAUUUGAGGGAUUUGAACGCCAAUCCGCCGCAUGCUACACCACUCUGCUAUGCAACUAUCUGUUCUCAAACUUUUGCAUUCUGUCAAAUUGUCCUGUACGUCACAUGAGUGAAAAAUCAGUGUCUUCUAGAAUCCAACAAACCAGAAAAAAACAAUUAAUCUAGUUAGUAAAUCAAACAUUUCUUGUUCUUUUUUUCUUGUUUCAUUGGCUUUCUUUUCAUCCUUUAGCUGCUACAAUAGAACGACCCGUCUAUGAAAUUAGAUUGAGAUUUACAGUAGGAAUCAAUCUGAUUGAUUAAGUAAAUUUGAAAUCACUUACAUAGGAUUACUACACAACCUGCUAGUAGUAGAACAGCUGUGAAAUAAAUACAAAAAAACACUUAAUACUGACCCAGGACUGUAGGAAUAGAUGUAAAAACUUAAAUACAUACUCAACAAAACAUAGCAGAUUUGUAAAAAAAAACAAGACAGACAGUUUGACGGAAUGUCACAAGACAGUGUAGAAUGCUUUUAAUGAAAGAAAGUUUCCAUAACGCGAGGCUUUUGCGAAUAUCUUAAAGAAAACAAGAAUCGAAGAACUGCAAAACGAGAGUGAAUUAAACUGCACAAAAAUAGUUUUCAUAAUUUUAGCACGUUUGAAAUAUUUUUAUUUGUAGAUGAAUUAGAAAUUCCUAUGAAUUCAUAGUUUCUAUUUUGUAAUUUUCUAACGUUUGUUGAAUGAAAGCUAUAGUUCAUUAUGAAAUAGAAUUUUGUAGAACAUAAACAAUAAGACCAAGCUGAAAAGCCCACGUUGGUUUAGUUAUUACGAACUGUCCAAAGUUCAGUUAUUUUAAAACUAUAAAGUACAAAGAAAUUGCUAGUAAUUCAGAUAAGGACUCUCAUUCUCGAAAUUCGCUUCAAAAUAGGAAUAGCAAGUAUCUUCGUAUGACUUCAUAAAGACAACAAAAAGAGUCAUUGAUCAGGCUAAUUAUAUCGCCAUGCCAGCCCAAAAUAAAAUGUACGAUUCACGAGAAAUGGAUAAUCACUCUAUUCCCCUUUUUGUAUAGGAAAACAUGCAAACCAAGUGCAUUUUUCUCAUUAGAGGCUUUUCCUAACCCUUCACUUUGAUGACAUAUUUGACGAAAUAAAAUGAUGCGAUAGUAAAAUUAUAGCGAAAUUUAAAUCUAACAAAUUCUUGUACUACGAAAGUUACUAAUCUAUUGAGAUACAAGUGGCAGAAUUAAUAUAACAACAGAAUAAACAG